UCUAAACAUCUUUUUAAAUGAACUGUCAUUUUAAGUGAGAGGUAUUGGUAUUGUUAAAUCUCCUCCCGUUUUAUAGUCAUUUCUCUAAAGACAUUUAAUAAGAGUUUAUGGGCUUCAUCAGCAGCUGCUGUUUCUUCAGUUUCUUUUUGUCACUAUGAGACCAGUCAACAGUUAAUUCCAGCAACAGAGCAAAGGAAACCACUGCCUGCUGGAGUCUCAGCGCUGGAUGUACCUUCUCUGUGUGUGAUCACGAACAAAGAAUCCAAGUAAAUGAGCAGAAACUAAGAGACAAGAUGGACCUGUGGUUGCUUUCUGUCAAGCUGUUUCUAUGUUAUUUAUUGAAUCACGUGCUCGGAAAGCAAGAACCAAACAACUGUCACCUGACCAGUGUGCAGUCAUGCCAGGAGUGCAUACAGGCUGGUCCACACUGUGGGUGGUGCACAAAAGAGGACUUCCUACAAGAAGGACAGGUGGUGUCUGACCGCUGUGGUAAAAUAGCCACUUUGAUUGAUAAAGGCUGCCCUGCACACCUGAUUGAGAACCCAAGGGGCAGUAAGGUUCUGCUUCUCAAUAACGAGACCACAAGCCGUGGUAGGGGACAGAGGGAGAAGCUGGAUGAAAUAACACAGCUGCAGCCACAGAAGCUGGUCCUCAGCCUGCGGAUAGGUGAACCCCAGACCUUUGAACUGAAGUUCAAAAGAGCAGAGGACUACCCCAUUGAUCUUUACUAUCUCAUGGACCUGUCCUUUUCCAUGGAAGAUGACUUGAUGAAUAUAAAAAGGCUAGGAACUGAUCUAAUGAGAGAAAUGAAGAACAUCACUGAUGAUUUUAGAAUAGGCUUUGGUUCUUUUGUGGAUAAAACUGUGUUGCCUUAUAUAAAUACUGUACCAGAAAAGCUGAAGAACCCCUGCCACAGACACCACCCUUGCACAACCCCCUUCAGCUAUAAAAAUGUGCUUAGCCUAACCAAGAAUGGGAGUUUGUUUAAUGAACUCGUAGGAAAUCAGCAGAUUUCAGCCAACCUGGAUCCUCCCGAGGGGGGUCUUGAUGCUCUCAUGCAGUCUGCAGUCUGCACAGAGCAUAUUGGCUGGCGAAAUGUCACCCGAUUGUUGGUGUUCUCCACUGAUGCGGGAUUCCACUUUGCUGGAGAUGGGAAACUGGGUGGAAUAGUUCUGCCAAAUGAUGGAAAGUGCCAUCUGGAAAACGGCAUGUACACCAUGAGUCAUUACUACGAUUAUCCUUCCAUUGCUCAUAUCGCACAAACGCUAAGUGAGAACAACAUUCAGACCAUAUUUGCUGUCACUGCAGAUGUUCUGCAUUUAUAUGAGGGUUUAAAGCAUCUUAUUCCAAAGUCUGCUGUUGGAACUCUCUCAGACAAUUCCAAUAAUGUGCUUCAAUUAAUCAUUGACGCCUACUAUGCGCUAUCAUCAGAAAUCAUUAUGGAAAACAGCAAGCUACCAGAGGGAUUCAAGAUCAAUUACACCACGUUCUGCAAGGACAACAUCUUUCGUUCUGGAAAGGAGGGGCAGAGCUGCUCUAACAUCUCCAUCGGCGAUGAGGUAAAAUUCAACAUAAGUGUUACUACAGAAAAGUGUCUGAAAGAUGCAGAUGAGUUCCGGAUCACAGUCAAACCUCAAGGUUUCAGCGAGGAGGUGGAGGUUAUCCUGAGAUUAAUUUGUCAGUGUGAAUGUGAAAAGGACAGAAUCCCUGACAGCCCACAAUGUACCAAUGGCAGUGGAGCACUGGAAUGUGGAGUGUGCAGGUGUAAUAAAGGUCAUAUCGGUAGACUGUGUGAAUGUGACAUUAAUGAAGGAGACCCAGUAGACAUGGUAGAUUUCUGCAGGGUAGGAAACAGCUCUGAAAUCUGCAGUAACAAUGGGGAGUGUGUCUGCGGGGAAUGCAUUUGCCACAAGAACAAGAACCCAGCCCAUUUCUAUUCAGGAAAAUACUGUGAAUGCGACAACCUCAGAUGUGACCAGUACAAGGGAUUGCGGUGUGCAGGAAAUGGAAUCUGUGAGUGUGGUGUGUGUAAAUGCGUCCCAGGAUUCACUGGCAGUGCCUGCGACUGCCCUUUAGAUACUGUGGCAUGCAUGGCAACAAACGGACAAAUCUGUAAUGGAAAAGGAAGCUGCGAAUGCGGCCGUUGUACCUGCACAAACAGCAGCUUCCAAGGAGCAACCUGCGAGAUAUGCCCAACCUGCCCAGAUGUGUGCACUGUGCACAAGGCGUGUGUCCUCUGCAGGGUCUUCAAUAAGGGUAAAACCAAUGAAGAGUGUGACAGGGACUGUAUUUAUUUCAACCUCACACUGGUGGAGGACCCCAGGGAGCUGCCACAGGCAGGCCAGAGCGACAGCACUCACAUGUGCAAAGAGAAAGACCGAGAUGAGUGCUGGGUCCACUUUGUAUAUGAUGGUCACGACAGAGGCGAUCAAGUCCAUGUUCAUGCAGUGAGAAACGCAGAGUGUCCUUCAGGACCGGAUGCUGUUCUAAUUAUUACAGCAACGGCUGGUUCUAUUGUUGCCGUAGGGAUUGCUGUACUAAUCAUAUGGAAACUAGUCACAAUCAUCCAUGAUAAAAGAGAAUUUGACAAAUUCCAGAAAGAGCAGAUGAAAGCCAAGUGGGAUAUGGACGAUAAUCCCAUCUACAAAAGCGCUGUUACAACUGUGAUCAAUCCCAAAUUCAAGGAGAGCUGAUGGGAAAAUUUUACAUUUUCGAAGCACCUUAAAACAAUGAUGUAUAGAAAAGAUUCAUCUUUUGAGCUUGUGAUGCAAACUAAGGUAUAACUAGGGUGGACAACAUGAAAUCAUCCUCUCGGCAAGGCAUUAGUCAUCCUCUUGGGAUCCAGUUGUUGUUUUGUUUUCCGUUUCCAUUAAAUCCAUGAAACUUAUUUUUAAAACGUUUGAGUUUAGCAUGAUUCAUGGCAGUAUGUUCUCCAUGAAAGACCACUGAUCCACAAAGUACCAAAAUCAGCACACAAGCUGUAUUUAUGUAAUUUGACAGAAAAUUAAUUAAACAGAAAAUUUAAAUACCAGGUAGAUGCUGCCAGUUAAAAAUGCUCCAAAACAUUACACAUGAGGACAAUGGCACUUAAUGGGUUAAAACGUGCUUCUCAUUCAUUUCCAACGGGGGGUUUGCACGAUCAAUGUCAGACUAAAGGUAAGAGAGUGAGACUAUUCUGAUUGUUAGUCUCACCCUCAAUGCCUGUGCAAACUAGCCUGUAAUGAAACCCCUCAACAUUCAAAGACAAAUGUCUUGCCAUUCACCUAAACUACACUCUGCAGUAGUGCACAGGCAAGUGCGUUUUAUGCAGAUCUCAGUGUUACUAACUCCCCUUAAUCACAGGGUAGUGAUCUCUCAUGUAUAAAGACCUCUUUAACAAUCUGUUUUCUAUCUGUUUGAUCAUGUAUUACCCUUCCUGGCUACCACAUGGUUAAUUGAAAACCUCGCUGAACAUUCAAGGAGAUACUCACAAGAUGCUGCUGUUGUUAAAAUCAUUUCCUCUUCUGCGCUUUCCCUUGAGCGGGGACUUCCAGAAUCCUCAUCUUGCAGUCCCCUGAUGUUCCUCUUUUAAUACAAUGCUUUUGUAGGAAACCCCCUUUGAGAUUAAACAGCUCAUCUGAAGGAUGUCCUGCUCACUCUCAUGAUCACUUAAUUGAUUCGACAAGAUUGUACAACAGUGACAGAGGCACACUGAAUUAAGCAACUGAACGCGUUUGGUAGUUGGGAUGAGGGAGCUCAGCAUACAGACAAGGUCAAACUACAAAGGUCAUGUCGGAUAAUCAAGGCUUUAUUGCAAUUAGAAACUACUGAACAGUGCCCAUUAUUUCCAACUAUUUAAACACUUACAUUACAGAUUAACGUUUCUAUAUAUUUUGCCAUUAGUUUUAUAUGUUCAACAUGUGGACAUACCACCUUAUUGAAAAUAUGUUUAUAAUAUAUGAUACCAGACUACACCCCUUUGGGAACUUCACCCAAAGACAUUUUUCAAUUGAGAUACAAUGGGAUUGCCAAGUCUUUCUCUUCUCUGGAGAUGUACCGUGUGUAAUUGGUUGCUGCUUGUAAAUGUGUGAUUUGUAAAUGGUUAUAAACCCUACUUCUUGUGUUCACUUAUCCAUCAAGCAACCAAAAAGCUAUUAUCAAAUGAAAUGUGGGACAGUCACCUCUCAAGCAGCAUUGUUUUGCUCCUAGACAUCUUUCGACAACUAAACAUGCAUUUCUUCCCAUUUGAAAACCUACACAAACUGUGCGCUUGUCUUUUUUUUAUGUCAUUUAUUUUUGUGUCCAAAAUGUGAAUAAAAAAUAGAGCACUGUAAAUGUUUUACAUACAUAUAGAAAAUUAAGUUACAUUUCUAUUACUGCUAUCAGUACUAUUUCAUUAUUAUAGCUUGGUUCAGUUUACAGAUCAAUUUGGGCGACUGGGGUUUGGAUUUGCAGGACACUGUGACAUUCGUUUGUGCGAAAAGAUGUCCACCCAUCAGUUAAAUAGUCAAACCUGCUUAAUAUCACUCUGGUUAAUAUCAUACCACGCUUAUUAUCACAUUGAAAUGUCCCGACCACAAUAUAAUGGGAGUCAAUGGAAACAAGCUCCUGAUAAUGUCGCUUUGUUUAACGUCACACUCUGCUUAAUAUGAAGGAAAUCUAACAGUCCCGCAAUUGAUUUCAAUUCCACUCACUAUCACUUCAAAAUGCUGCAUCAGCUGUCCUGUAUUAUCAACACGUUCUGUAUACACUGUACUCAACAGCCUUGUGUUCACAUGAUCACACAGCUUGACUCGUGGAGAUCACAAGUAUGUGUUCAGUGUUUUUUGAUCAAUGCAUAUUAAAAUGAAAAGGUCUUGGAAACUAAAAGAUUUAAACAUAGCUAUCCAAGAAAGAAAAAAUAACCUCUCACUUACAAACUUUCUUAUCACUCGUCUACAAUCUCAAAGACUCUUAAAAACAGGCAUGCAAUUAUGAGAGCCUAUCACAACUCUCAAAUGGCUUCUACUUUGAAAAGAAUCUGCACAGGGAAGCACGAGGACUCAGAGAACUUGUUACCUUGGUUUAGAUGUGCAUGUGGUGCUUGGUUCGUUCUGUUAUUGAUGAAUACCUGAUCAAGUCACUGCUUAUUGACACUUGGUCCCUUUGAAGUGAUACAAACAGGUUUGACUGUAACUGCCAGCUCAAACAACAAAUGCACUAGAGUGUUGAUGGAUCGUUUCUACUGUCUACAAAACUGUCAAUAGUAUAAGCAAAUAUAAUACCCCUUAUCAGUAGGAGUAAGUAUUGGGUUCUUAUGUUUUUACACUCAAUCUUAAACUAUGAAGACCUUAAUUUUAGAUAGCUUCCUAUACCCAGUUCUACCCAUUGUAGUUUUAAGACAGCCAGCAGCCUCAUCCUUCUAUUUUAUAGGUAGUUAGCACUUCUGUUAGCAGUAACAUGUUCACCUGCCAUUGCUUUGUGAGACAGCAAGUUCAGCAAGAAGCUGAGCAAUUUAAGAUGUGCAAAUCCUAUGUAAACACACUCCCAUUGUAAGGUUACAUAGCGUUUAACCUUCUGCUUUCAAGCUUGCUUGAAGUAAUACCACAGACACAAAACUUGUUUGUUCUUUAGGUCUUUCCAUAUCCUGAAAAUCAGAACUCAGAAAGUGGUAAUCAUUGGUAAUCAUUGCAUGCACAUGUUAAAAUUUACUACAGCAAUCAAUGUACUGCAAAAGCAAAGCAAAGCCAAUCAGUGUGCUGCAGUAUUAUAGAUGCUUAAACAAGGGCUGUCAAACAUCCUCAAAACAACUACACUUCGUUUCACAGACCCUGAACAGCUCCCAUCUUGGACUACUUUACCUAAGGAAACAUAAGGUCAUCCAAGAUAUUAAUCCUGGUCUGCAAGAGUUCUGUUUAUCCCAAACUCAUUGCUUUGGAAUUCCCUCUGACAAGCCAACUAUAACAGACCUGUGUGUUGUUUUAAAAAGGAAUUUGUUUUCAGACAAAUAUGAAAGGGUAAGGGUUUUGCUUAAAGAGUUACUUUAUAUCAUCUACAUAUCCUGUUGUGUGCGUUCUGUGUGAUUCUCUCCCACCUCUAAAUAAAGCAAAUACUGCAGUAGGAUAGUAAGCAGGUAAAAGCUUACACAUGAGUAAAAUGCAAAUGAUAAAAAGUAUCUGUACCAGUAAAUAAAGUAAGGGUUAAACAACAUCGUGUCCUGUGAAUGCGAGUGUGUUGUUACUGGCUUAAAGAAUGGAAUCUGCAGUGUUCCUUCCUUUCUGCAUCUCUUUUAAUACCUGCUGUCUUUCAGGGUGGCAAGCGAUAACUGAGAUAACAACGAGUUCGGAAAGAUAGAUGAUAUCUGAAAAUAAAUGAAUACAUACAAGUUUAUUGCAAAGAAUACUUCAAUACUGCUGAAAUAGUAAUAGCAACUCUUCGCUGAUCCAUAAAAGCUUGAUCAACAUUAAACUAAUAAGAUUUAAGGGCAAUAUGUCUGCAAA
Messenger RNA from Polyodon spathula (Mississippi paddlefish), 6458 nucleotides. Its product is annotated as integrin beta-1-like. The coding region runs from base 294 to 2693 and encodes 799 amino acids. Gene Ontology annotation, molecular function: fibronectin binding; integrin binding; laminin binding. The transcript has 16 exons. NCBI's taxonomy places the organism in Eukaryota, Metazoa, Chordata, Actinopteri, Acipenseriformes, Polyodontidae. The record is from RefSeq and is a predicted model, not a curated record. Gene Ontology annotation, biological process: cell adhesion mediated by integrin; integrin-mediated signaling pathway; cell-matrix adhesion. Gene Ontology annotation, cellular component: cell surface; focal adhesion; integrin complex.